Molecule: messenger RNA, 3906 nt
Organism: Moesziomyces antarcticus
Lineage: Eukaryota; Fungi; Basidiomycota; Ustilaginomycetes; Ustilaginales; Ustilaginaceae
Exons: 1
Coding region: 1-3906 (1301 amino acids)
Biological process (GO): intracellular potassium ion homeostasis; proton export across plasma membrane; sodium ion export across plasma membrane
Cellular component (GO): plasma membrane
Molecular function (GO): sodium:proton antiporter activity
Source: RefSeq, a predicted model, not a curated record
AUGGCAAAAGCCUUCAACCCCUUCGAGGUCACGCCCGUCCACAUCGCCUACGUCGGCCUCGGACUCUUCAUCUGCAUCUUCUCCUACCUCUCCCUCUUCAUCAAGGAGCGCCUCUACCUCGGCGAGGCUCCCAUCGCUGCCGCCUUUGGCAUCAUCGUCGGCCCCGUCGCCAUCGGCCUCUUCAACCCGGCAGCAUGGGGCAGCGAGGAUGGCGUCACCCCGGGCGGCCCCACCACCGACGACAUCACCCUCGAAAUCAUGCGCGUCACCAUCGCCCUCUCCGUCUUUGCCAUCGGCGUCGAGUUGCCCAAAAAGUACCUCCUCCGCCACUGGAAGUCCAUCGCCAUCCUCCUCGGCCCCGUCAUGGCGUGGGGCUGGCUCAUCACCGCCUGCUUCAUCUAUGCCCUCAUCCCGGGCCUCGACUUUCUCAACUCGCUCGUCGUCGCCGCCUGCGUCUCCCCCACCGACCCCAUCUUGGCCCAGGCCGUCGUCGGUGGUCCCUGGGCCGAGAAGCACGUCCCCGCCCACGUCCGUCACAUGCUCAUGUGCGAGUCCGGCUGCAAUGACGGCGCCGCCUUCCCCUUCCUUUACCUCGCUCUCUACCUCACCCAGAACCGCGACAACCCAAAACACGCCAUAGCAGAGUGGUUCUACGAGACUUGGGCGUACGAGAUCAUCCUCGGCACCAUCCUCGGCGCCCUGAUCGGCUACCUCGCGCGCAAGUUCAUGCGUUUCUCCGAGCGCAACAAACUCAUCGAUCGAGAGUCCUUCGUCGCCCAGUACAUCUCGCUCGCCAUCGCCAGUAUGGGCGUCAAUGUGCUGCUCGGCUCCGACGACCUGCUUGCCGCGUUUGCUUGCGGUACCGCCUUCGCCUGGGACGGUUGGUUCACAAAGCAGACCGAGGACUCCAACUUCUCCAACAUCGUCGAUCUGCUCUUCAACAUCGCCACUUUCAUCUACAUCGGCGCCCUCAUUCCCUGGCACGACUUUGUCGACGGCACCAUCGGCCUCUCCAUCUGGCGCCUCAUCGUCCUUACCAUUUGCGUCCUCCUCACAAAGCGCAUCCCCAUCAUCCUCGCCCUCUGGAAGUUCAUCCCAGACAUCAAGACCUUCCGCGAGGCCAUCUUCUGCGGCCACUUUGGGCCCAUGGGCGUCGGUGCCAUCUUCAUCGCCACCCUCGGUCGCACGCUGAUGCCCGAGGAGGUUCCCGAGCCACCUGAAUCCACGAACGACGUGCUCGCGCUCACCAUCCAACCCAUCGUCUACUUCUUCGUCCUCUGCUCCAUCCUCGUGCACGGCUUCACCAUCCCCUUCUUCGCCUUCGGCAAGAAUGCACGCAAGCGCGCCCACACCCUCACGCGAACGUGGAGUCGCAACCCGUCCAUGCGGGACGACGAGCCAUCGUGGAUGAGCCGUGUUCGUCGCGUCAGGUCCGGCGAGGAUAUCAUCAUCAACCACGACGACAUCAGCGCCGACAAGAUGUCCGCACAGCAGCUCGCCAUGAUCGGCCGCGGCGCCAUCGGCGGCUACCGUGAAGACGAACUGCGACGCGAGAGCAGCAACGACGAGAACUCGGCAACCGCCGCUGGAGGCUCCUCGAGCGAUAGCCAAGAUGCCGAGCCGCCGUUUGUCGGGCUCCUCAACGCUCGCACCGAGCGCGACCUCGAAAAGGCCGAAGGUCUCGGCUCCGAGUACAACGAGAAGCUCGCCGACGACGAAGCAGACGAAAGCAGCAGCGGUGCCACCAGACGGCACCUCUGCAAGGACAUUGACGGCAUCGAAGACUGGGAGGGCAGCGACGAAGAAGCGUGUCCAGCCGCCGACUAUCUUGGCGACGAUUGCAUCGAGAUGCGCAGGUAUCGGGAGCGCGUGCAGGCCAAGAAGGAGGAGAAGCUUGCACGUCAACGCAGCCAGAGGCAGAGCGCCGAAGAGGCGGAAAGGGUCCGCGCUUCGCAAGAAGAGCAAGAUCUCGGCGAAGCACCGAUGGACCGAGACAUCAUCUGCGGCCGCAUCGGGCCCGAGGACGAGGACGAAGCUUGUCGCAAAGAUCGCGAAGGGCAGGCUCAUUCGCACCACGACUCGAAGCGACGAAGCACCGACUCUGCAGCCGCCAAAGACGACGACGACGACACUUGGCCCAAGGUCCGCAGCUGGGUCGAGGGCCACAAGCUCGUGCUCGAGUACCAGAAGAGCUACUCGGACGAUCCCGACGUGCAAGUCAUCCCGCUCACGGACGCCGAGCGCUCUGCCCUCGAGGCGUCCGACACGCCCGCGCAAGACUGGGUGCGUGCGAACCACGACGAGCUGGCGUGCUUCCUGGGCGACAACAAUCACGCAUCCUGGAACGCUUCCGAGGCCAUCUCGAGGCUGCUGGAGAACAAGGUGCCCAAUUGGUGGCCCACCAAGAACAAGAAGCACUACGUCAAGGCUGAGGUGCCCAAGGAAGAGACGGCGGCGGAGCGCGACGAGCGCGUCAACCUCAUGUACGGCGCCAUGACGUGGGCGCAGGGCCACCGUGAGCACCAGGACGACCUGCCGCUCCGCUCCUCGCGCAGACAGACAUCCAUCUCUCCAGCACGCUACGCGGACACCGAUAUUCACCACACACCUGCUGUGGUCAGAACGCUGCACGACGAUGGGCAUGGAGGUCGUCCGAUCGGUCCCGAGGACUCGUCUGUUCCUCCCGGCAGCACCAGUGCGCAGGACAGCGAGGUAGAACGGUCUGCUAGUGGUGGUUCAGGCCCAGGCGGCCGGCCAUCUCAUUCCAGCAGGCGGGUCAGUGCUGCGAGACGCGGCAACCUGCGCAAGAAGGUGCUGUGCGGCCAGAUCGGCCUGUCCGGCAGGCGCCGGUCGACGAGCUCACAGCCGGAGCUGGAAGAGGACGACGAGGAGUCCGAGAUUCUCGAUGACGAAGGCGGCAGCGGUCCAACGGCCGAGUCCGAGUCUGUAGCGGACAGCUCGCGCUCCACGCCAUCGGCAGGUGCAGGAUACACGACGCCGCGCGUGAUGAUCUCGGAGCCUGCAUCGCCGCAGCCGACGCGCGAGAAAGACGCGCACCGCAUGAGCCCCGCGUCGAGCUUCCUGGGGCUGGGCAAGGGCAAGAGCAAGAGCAAGGGCCGGGGCGACGACAAGUUCUUUCCGCGCUCCUCGUCUGCGGGUGCCGGUCUUGCGGCUCCGUACCGGUCGUCGCCCGGGGCGAGCAUCAGCAGCAGUCCGAUCCUCAAAGCGACGGCUCCCGGUUCGAGGCUGGGAUCGAGUGGGCGUGAUGCUGAGCACGCGCAUUCGCGAAGUUCGUCGGUGCAGUGGCUGGAUAUAGCCGACCGCACGCACGAUCACCACGCCGGCGCACGGGAGCCGAUCAACAAGGCAGGUGCCGACGCAUUUGCGCAGCGAUCCAAGACAUAUUCCGGCUCGUCGGGUCGAGAACUGACGCGCGAUGCGCGCGUGUACAAUCUGGACAGCGACGACGAGGACGCGAGUAGUGACGACGAGAAGCGGCACGGCGGGUUGGGUAUCCGCGAUGGUAUGAACCGCAUCGGUGCGUUCUUUUCGAACUUCACUGCGCCCAAGGGCGAGGGGAUGGGCAAUCCGGGCCCCACGUCGCAUCCGCACCUCUUCCCGACACGAUCGCGCGACGAUGCGGGGGGGAGGGAAGAGAGGAGGUCGCCGGUGGCAAGUCGGUCGCUGAGAAGGCAGGUGACGAAUGACGAGCUGGAUGCGUUGGCACUCCCGCCCGCCGAGGCGCCUGCGGAGUUGGGACCACCGAGGAGAAGCGCCACGGGCGCGAGUGCGGGUAGUCGCGGGUCGACACGAUCGGGUGCAGAGGGUGCCACUCCACGCGUGCUGCUGGAUCUGCCCAACGACGACGGGCCGCCCGUCUCACCGGGCUCACCUGCGCACAAGUAG